Messenger RNA from Halichondria panicea, 2943 nucleotides. Its product is annotated as formin-like protein 2. Gene Ontology annotation, molecular function: actin filament binding. Gene Ontology annotation, cellular component: cytosol. The record is from RefSeq and is a predicted model, not a curated record. The transcript is spliced from 12 exons. The coding region runs from base 1477 to 2868 and encodes 463 amino acids. NCBI's taxonomy places the organism in Eukaryota, Metazoa, Porifera, Demospongiae, Suberitida, Halichondriidae. Gene Ontology annotation, biological process: cell migration; signal transduction; cortical actin cytoskeleton organization.
UGGGCGGAUAAUAGCUGUGUGUGUGUAAAACCACCAUCUCAUCCACUGCAUGCUAAUAGUGCUGCACUAGCUAUAUCAGUGGAGGGUUUAUUACCUCCCUAUGAGUGUACUCCCUAUAAUAUCAGUGUUGUCUGUAGGUAGCUCCUUCCAUUUAGUAUUUCCCUAGCUACCGUAUAGCGGGGAUAUUUCGAGGGUAUAAAUGUUCAUGGUUUUCGCUGAUCAAGCAUCUACCGCGAACAUUUAUACCAACGUAUACCCUAAUUAUAGCCCACGCUUUUGUCAGACAAAUUGGACCCUACACUCGUGUUAUAAUUAUAGUCCGUCUAUUACAUACCAACUUCACCCCCCCUCCGUUUAAUCAAUGGUUUGAGGACUCUUUCAGCUGCCAUAACCUGCAUUCAAUUUCAACUAUUUUGUGGUUUUUUGACAGCUUAAAAAGAGACCUUUCAAAUGGUAUCAUCAAUGUUGAGUACGUACAUGUAAUUACCAAUUGCUUAUCGAUCACACCACAUGUCAACCUCAUUUUGUAGGAGGCGUUCGGAGAAGUUGUGCAAUACUUGGAGAAAAUGCUAAACUGAGUCAACCCAACUCCAUCUUCCCCGUUCUGCACAGAUUCGUCACAAACUUCAGAAAAGCAGACAGUGACAACCUUGCCAAGAUAGCCAUCAGACAAGCUCAACUGUGUGUAUUACCUUGCGUGGAUGACACUUCCUUAUCAGAGGAUGAUCAGGGUGUGGACGUACUGCCUCAGAUCUACGACGGAGCUAUUGAAGAGAUCAUUUCCGGUAUGAAGAACACUGCAUACAGACCGGCCAACUACAGACGUAACACAUUACGUAAGCAUGGCAACUCUACGUCGUCCAAUCAGGUGGCAGCACCCUCACCACAUGAUGAACUUCUCAAGUCCCUACAGAGAAGAACUAAAGCUAGAGAGGACAAUUACGGUGCCAAUAGACCAUGGCUGAAAUAAUCUGUAUAGCUAGCUAAAAUCAUUUCAUUCACCGUUAUUGUCUUCUGUACAUUUUGUGUUUCUUUGCUCAAUUCAUAUAAUUAUACAUGUAAUAAAAUGUAUUGUAUGUUCGUUGAUGACCCAUGCUUUACCGUAUUACUAUAACAAGUUGGCAUAUGCGAGAAUAUAAUUAUAAGUAUGCACAUGUACAUGUAUGACAUUGUGAGAUUUACUAUAUAUAGUGCAGUUCAUAUACUUGAAGCAGGGAUGAACAUUAUUAUGAAAAGUUUACACAAUAGCUAGUCAUGCAUAACUAUAAGGUAAAGAUCAUUGAUGGAACAAUUGAAAGAAUAGCGUUGCAAAAAACGGGGAGGGUCUUGUAUGGUCAAAGGAGGAGGGUCUUGUAUGUAUGGUCAAGUAAACAAACCACAAGAUUCUCUGUUUGGACUCGACUGGCAUAAAAUUUGCACUAAAGAAGCAACACUAAUCUUGGAGCUGGCACAAGUUGGUCUAUUCUUGACAGAACUAUGAAGAUGACAUCUCAGAGACAUGCCCGUUAUUUCUCAAAUGAUUUGGACGACGAUGUUACCCUGGUUUUCCGUAAGCCUAGUUGGCAGCUCAGAGCCAGCCUUGCCUCUGUGUUGAUCACCCCUGUCCUCUACCAACUCUACCUCAUUAUGGUCACCAUCAGAUACAUACUCUUCUUACAAACUUUUUCCUCUCCCCCACGUCCUGUUUGCCCUGUGGUUGACUUGAGUUGGACCGGAGUGUUUCCUUGUGAGCUGGGAUGGAGGGGGAGUGCACUGACCGUUCUCAUUCUGUCAGCUGUGCUUAUCACCUGCUACUCACUCAUCACUGCCUGCUUGGUGAGAUGGAACCCUCGGAAACAAUGGAACUCAACCACAUCAGUUUUUGAUACUCAAGAAAAGCCGACCCAGUUCCAAGUGAGAGUUCAGAGCUCUAAUCGGCCCCCCACUCUCAGUCUGUAUAUACUGUUACUGAUAUUCCGCUUACUGUUACAGUCAGGAGAUGUUGAAGCAAACCCUGGACCAACGCUUGGCUCAAUUCUUACUCUCGAUGAUUUGAAUUCUGUUUACAAGAACCUGAUAAAAGCCGCUGGAAACUGGUUCAACCUGGGACUUGAUCUGGGAUUAGGUUUUGACACCCUUAAUAAUAUCAGCGAUAAACAUCGAGAUAAUCAAAUUCGUCUAUGUGAAGUGCUGGCUGUUCGCUUGAAGACUGGCCUUCUCACCUAUUCUGAAAUAUGUCAGAGUCUCAGAGCACCAACAGUUGAACGGAAUGAUGUCGCUGAGGCUAUAGAGAAGGCAUGUACAGUUGACGAUACUUCACCUGGGCCAUCUAAAACAAAUACGUCUACAAUGAAUCCUGAACCAACCAAUGACGAUACUCCACCUGGGCCAUUUAUGAGGCAAGCAUUGUCCACAACAACUCCUGGACCAACCAGUGGUGCUGGAUUCACAGAAAGCUUGGGAAAUUCAAUGCUAGAUACGGUGAUAAAAGAUGAAGAUCUGAUUCAUUUGGCUGCUUAUUUUGAUAGUGCUACACUUCUUGCUGCCGCAAUAUCACUAAACCCUCAUGAAAACGGUGAUGUAACGCGAGCAAAAGCCAGUGAGGGCACACAAAUUGCAGUACAUCUAUGCUUGAAGUACUGGAAGAGAAGGAAACCCAAAGAAGCGACAUUUCAAGCACUUCUAACUAUUGUCCGCAGUCUGGGAAAAGAGGACACAGCCACCAGCAUUGAAAAAUACUCAAAAACAGUAUUUUACCAUGCAAACAAUUACUUACUUUCAGAUGACCAUACUUCGCUUGGGCCAUCUCAGAAGCAAAAAUUGUCUACAACGACUCGUGAACCAACCAUGAUGGAUAAAAGACACAUAUCUGUACGCUUUAUCAUGUAAGAAAGUUUGGGGGAUAGUUCCUAUUUAGAGAGGUAUGUGUAUCCACACUUUAUACGUUUAUAAUUACUUUAUUGA